ACAGCGUUCAUCUUUAGGCCCCGCCCAGGAUGUUCAUGUUUGACCACAAUUUAUGUUUUUGAUUGAGAUUAGUUUUUUGUUUGAUUGAAUAAUAGUGAGACACAUUUACCUCCAUAGAGCUGCGCAUGUCAAAAUGUGCGACCAAAAUGGAUGAGCCAACAUAGUGAUAGAUUUAUUUUUUUUUACGUUGAUUGAAUGAUGAUGAAAACAUCUUCAUCCUGUGAUGGUGCUUUUGAAUCUUUUUCAUUUUUUAUUUAAUUGCAUCAGAUAACUGGUUCUCUCUGCAGAUUGUGCUUUAAUGUUGACUUAUUUACAGGCAGAAUCCUCCCAGGCUGUCCUGAUUGGUCUGCCACCUUCACUGAAAUGUUCCUGUUCAUAUAAGAACUGGUCAGCAGCUGUAUGGGUACAGACCCAAGCACAGUUCCAACAGGAUUGCUCUUGGAAAGUUGAAGUCAUCACCUUGAGCCAGAAAAUCCCCUCGGUCUCUAACUAGGCGCUCUGGUCACGCUGUGACAUUUGCAAUAUCCAGUAAUAUUAAAGUCAAUAAAGCCACUUGCUCUAAUGUCCACUUAUGUCAUUUUAAAUGUUGUGAGUGCAUUAAUUUGUCAUCAUGCCUCUGACAGGGACCGUAGAAUACCUUCUAGGUGUCACCAAUGAGCCUCUAACCGUAGAACCAGGUGUACUGGUCACAAAGCUGCCGUGGGCCUGUGGACAUCUCCACAGUUGGUUGAUCCAUCUGAUCUCUUGGGUGGAAAACAACCAACAACAUGGGUUUGUGCAUGAGCAGCACUUAUACAUGAGGCCCCUGGUUCCUGGGGGUGGUCACAGCUGACAUGCGAUGAGACGUUGAACGCAGGAUGUAGCUGUCCCAUGUCCUCCUGUUUUUUUUCCUCAUCUGAUCCAUUCCUGUUUUGUUUGACAUGUCUGCUCUCCCUGUAGCUGCCGAGUUUGCAUCAACCAGCUGACGUGCUGUCAGGCUGCAGGCAGGUGUGUGUAUGUGUGAAGCAGGUGGACAGGUGAUGGUGCGGCUGCUUAAACAGACGCUGCAACUUCCUGCAGCUGCUGUUUGUUAAACGUCUGCUGUCUGCUUCAGUGUCGCAUCACUUCAGCUCAUCAGAUGAUUCAGGAACGCACUGUUGGAGGAAAACCUCAGUAAAUUGUUUCAGGGGAAAACUGAGGCAGCUUCCACAUGUUUGACAGUUUAAUCUGUCUCCUCCUCACCUGCUGUGGAGGACACCGGGGUGGACGGCAGACUCCACAUCUUGACUGCAUGAAACAGAACAGACUCAGAAAUCUGAGUUAAAAGAAUCUUUUUACUUCAGCAUGUUUUGUGUUUAGUUUUAGUAAAUGUAGAAAGUUCUGUUUUUGAGAAUCCGGACUUGUGCAAAAUGUUUACAUGAUCUGUUUUUAACCAAAUUAAAAGAACUAAAAUGGACGAUCAGAAAAGAAACAUCUUUGAAAUGAAAGAGAAACUGGUUAUUACAUAGUGAUGAAGUGUGCACUCCUGAUCACCUGUGAUUUCAUUGAUUAUUAACAUGUUUCUGACUGUUUGUUGUGCUGACGAUGAUGUCAUCGGAGCUGCGUGGGAGCAGCCCAAAGGAGGUGGAGCAGCCACAGGAGCCAAUGGCAGCACAGCAGGAAGUCCGUCAGGUUCUGCUCCUCCAAUCGGAGGCCUGUUCACAGGCGGAGUUCCCAAACUGAAGCCAGUCGGAGACUCCUCCUCGGGACGUUCUCCUUCGGCUCGUCCUGCAGCACCCCGCCCUCCAAGCCAUCGGCAUGACAACACAGAGAGCCCCUCCCCUCAGGCGUUGUCACCAAUGGAGACCUCUCGAUCUCAGCGUCCUUCGCUCCCCAACCUCUCCUCCUCUCCCUCCCCCUCCUGCCCUUCCUCCGCAGCCUCCUCACCCUCCACUGGCAUGAAACACUCUUCCUCCGCUCCUCCUCCCCCUCCUCCUCCCCUCUCGCGCCGUGGUAAUGCCCCCUCCCCUCCAUCCUCCUACAACAGGGAGAAACCCCUCCCACCAACACCUAACAAUACCCCGCCUCUACCCACAAAACCUCCUCCGUCUCCUAGCAACAGCAGACGUCCUCCCACGUCUGGAGGAAACCCCUCCAGCUCCUCUCUGGCCCCGCCUCCUCCACCGUACCGCAUUAACGGUCCAACGGGGGGUGGCGAGGUGGCGCCCGAGCUGCCCCAGCGACACAACUCGCUGAGCAACAAGAGGCCCGCUCCGUCACCGGGAGGCCACACCCCCACUAGAGGUCCAGCCCCUCCGCCUCCUCCUGCGUCACCCACACCAUCCCAGCACGGAGCCAACAGGCCGCCUCCUCCCGUCAGAGAGCCGCCGAGCAGGGGAGCAGCUCCUCCGGUUCCAGCUCCAUUAUCAUCGUCAACGAGGGCAGGUGGCAGAGAAGCUCCGCCUCCUCCUCCUUACAGGACGCACGGUAGCCCCUCCCUGUCUUCGGACCCCCCCUCCAGAGGGAAACCUCCUCCCCCACCCUCCCGCACCCCAGCCGCUCCUCCGCCGCCUCCCCCUCCUCUCCGUAACGGACACUCCUCCUCCUCCUCCAUCCCUCGCUCGUUUGUUGACGACUUUGAGUCCAAAUAUGCCUUCCACCCUCUGGACGACUUCCCUCCUCCAAACGAGUACAGACACUUCACCAAGAUCUACCCGAGCAAAGCCAGCAGAGUGAUGAGAGGAGCUCCUCCUCUUCCUCCUGUUGGCAGGUGAACCUUCAACUUCUCCCCUCUCACACCUGCUUCUUCAUCCUGUUUGUCCAUCUCCACCUCAUCUACGCUCACAGCUGAUUGGCUGAGGAGAUGUCCGACAGUUUGACCAAUCAGAGAGGCCUUGUGGAAGAAUCGGAUUGAAGGAGCGAAGCGUCUUCCUCCAGAUGUUUGAUUUUUGUUUGCACCUGCACUUUUAGUUUUUAUCAGGCGGCAGCACAGAGUCGGAAACAGCAGCAUGAGCCGUUCCUGAUGGUUCUGUUAACCUAACGAGGACGGGCCACAGCAGGAUCCAGGUGGAUUCUGAAGGCUUCAGGCAGAGGAUGAAGAUGAAUUAAAGCUUACUAAACGAUUAACGCUGAAAAAAACAGAUCUUAAUAUCAUUCACUGACAGAAACACUAAUCAGAGACAUGUUCUCACACUGAGACUUCUCCACAGGUCCUGUACCUGGGUCUAGGUCAGGUUCUGGAUCUGCUGGGUCCACAAACUGAACUGGGAUCAGUUACUUCUGAGGAUUUCUCCUCAGACUCCAUGAAGGAUUAAAAACCUGUAUAUAUGCACCUCAAUCAUCAGCUGACUGAGUGGUUCCUGAGCAGGUCAGUUGUUUAAGUGCCAAUAUGGACUGAGGAGGCCCGUAGAACCUCAGCUGGGGUCAUGUGAUCGAACCAAGUGUGGAGGAGCACGAUCCGACCUAUUUCAUAUCAGUAAAUAUUUCUUCAUGUAUCACAGCAGCUGCGUCUUAGACAAGAAAACGGUUUGUUUCUGCUGAUGAUUCCUAGAACUGUUGGAAAUAUGGGAGAAAAAAGGUCAAAUGUGAAGAUUUCAGAGGUCAUUCUGAAGGUCGAUGUCAGAGCUGCUGCCUGGAAAUCCUACAGCAUUAAUAUCUGUUAAAUUAAUUAAUGUUCAAAAGAAGAAGCUUGUGAUGUCACUGGUUGCUAUGGCGAUUUCCUCCUCUCACCCACAGCAGUAUUUCAGACUGUCAGGAAAACUCGUUCAUGACCUGUGAGAACCGUGAGCAGUCAUGAUGGAGGAGGAAGUCCACCGUUUCUGCGUUAGAAAAACUGUCACAAACAAAGGGUCAAAGGUCAGAAACAUUUCUGUAAUUAAAAAAAGUUCUGGGAAUAGAAGAAAAUGUUCUGAAUUAAACUGAGGGGGAAAAAAAAAAAUGUAAAAAUCACUGAAUCAUUCGGACCUCAGUCUCAUUCUCCCUAUAAUCCCGGCCCAAGGGUGGGUUUUUUUUUUCUUAAUUUUACUAAUAAAGGUAUUUAAAACCAUGAGAUCAGUUCUGAUUUCAGCAGGAAGAAAAGUAAAAAGUGUCAUUUAGUUCUAAUUUAUGCAUCAACAUUGUGGCUUUUUCUCUCCCAUCAUUCUCCUUAUAUUAGUGGACUUUUCUCCUCAGAUUGACUUCCUGUUACUGUAUAUAUUUAUGAUUAUUUGAGAAUAAUUCGUCGUUUUCCUGAACCCCAGGCCUCCUAUGUGGUUUAAUCCGGUCAUGUUCUAACAUGUUCUUCCUGACAUAGCUGUUCUCUGCAUGCAGAACCUUCUCUGGUGGCUUUCCAUGCUGGAAUGUUGUUGAAUCGGAAAUCUCCGGAUUUCUGGGAAUAACUUCGGUGUCGCCCCCUGGCUGCAAACGAUGGAGCUGCAGUCUGACUAACUGAGCGGAACUGAUUUCUGUGCUGCAGGAUGGACUGUAGAGGCUCUAACCGAAGUUCUAAUGGUGUCAGCUUUAUUCUGACACUGGGACUAAUGGUGUGUGUUGUUCUCAGUUUAGCAGCAUGCUCUCUAACUGGUUUAACUGGUCUCUGAAUAAACUCCAGCAGUUACUGA
This is a messenger RNA of Girardinichthys multiradiatus, 4556 nucleotides long. RefSeq names its product WAS/WASL-interacting protein family member 2-like. The coding region runs from base 1536 to 2732 and encodes 398 amino acids. The record is from RefSeq and is a predicted model, not a curated record. Lineage: Eukaryota; Metazoa; Chordata; Actinopteri; Cyprinodontiformes; Goodeidae. Gene Ontology annotation, molecular function: actin binding. The transcript is spliced from 6 exons.